AUGUUUUCCGCUGAUUGCCCCAAAGGAGACCCAAACGGAGCCAUCGACGAACAGGCCCAUCAGGAGAAAGCCAUCAAACAGGCUCAGAAGAAGACCGGUGCCAAGACGGCGGCGGACAUCUGGUCUCGGCCGCGUCUGCCACUGAAGAAGAAACUAACGGCUUCCAAGCAACCCCAGCAGGAAGCAAUCACCAGGGUCGACAAAGAGGAAUCAGGAGGAGCAGAAGGCCAGACAAUUGACAACAAGCAGCUCGCAAACCAGACCAACCGAUCGACCGAGUAG
Puccinia triticina is the source of this 282-nucleotide messenger RNA. RefSeq lists its product as uncharacterized. The coding region runs from base 1 to 282 and encodes 93 amino acids. The transcript is spliced from 2 exons. The record is from RefSeq and is a predicted model, not a curated record. NCBI's taxonomy places the organism in Eukaryota, Fungi, Basidiomycota, Pucciniomycetes, Pucciniales, Pucciniaceae.